CCUCACGUCCCCUCCUAUACAAUAAACCGCUAUGGCAUCUCGUCGAGGCGUCGGUCUAGGUGCUUUCGCGAACCGCUCCCAAGCCAGCCAAUCUUACGCUAACCAUGGCGCCAAUUUGCGCUCCACGCACCUCUCCUCCCUACAGACACAACUAUCCGUGUUCCAGUCAUUACUCCACACCUUCGCCUUAGAACAUAGCUCAACGAUCAAAUCGAAUCCAACAUUCCGCGCAGAAUUUGCGCGCAUGUGCAAUGUCAUCGGUGUCGAUCCCCUGGCAGCGAGCAAUGUUAAAGGCAAAAAUGGUCGGAAAGGAAUGGGUGAGGGCGCCAGCUUCUGGACCCAAAUUAUGGGAGGGGAUAUGAACGACUUCUACUUCGAGGUUGCAGUCCGUGUAGUGGAGCUCUGCCGAGAAACCAGAAGUGAUAACGGCGGCCUGAUAGGCGUCCAAGAAUGUCGUAAACGAGUAGGGAAAGGCAAGGCUUUGGGAAGUGGUUUAGAAGUAACUGAUGACGAUGUCCUACGCGCGGUCAAAGCAUUAGAACCCUUAGGCUCGGGCCUAUCGAUUAUCCGGGUUGGCAGCAAACAAUAUAUACGAUCAGUCCCCAAGGAACUCAACACAGACCAGGCCACGGUGCUCGAAGUUAUUCAGAUCCUUGGCUACGUGAGUAUAUCCAUGCUGCAACUAAACUUGAACUGGGAAAAGGCUCGGGCGCAGACUGUUAUUGAUGACCUCCUGGCGGACGGCCUAGUUUGGCUUGAUUCCCAGGGCGAAGAGAAUGAGUAUUGGUCGCCGCAGAACCUUCUCAACGAUAGUGGAUGAGGCUUCUUUUCGCUGAAAUACCACCUUAGUCGUGAGACCUUCACAACGGUGUCAGGAUAUUAUCUCGACCGGGUGGACGAUACCCAACAUUGACCUCGGUGGGCCAUACUGAACCACUGCUAUAGGCGUGCACAUGCAGCUACUGCUGGGAUGCAUAAGAAGUGAUUGAAGAAUACGGUAAUAAAAGAAAACAGGCCGUGGAAAUGUGUUGUUUGGCGACAUAUUUAGAAUAACCCCUCUCAGGCUAUUUACGGGAGAAAGAUAUAUAUUACAGAGGCGGGUAAUCCGCAAUUGACGGAGGCCCGAGAAGAAUUUAACGGACCUAGUGAAUAUCUAUGGGAACUAAG
This is a messenger RNA of Aspergillus alliaceus, 1167 nucleotides long. Its product is annotated as ESCRT-II subunit protein SNF8. Gene Ontology annotation, biological process: protein transport to vacuole involved in ubiquitin-dependent protein catabolic process via the multivesicular body sorting pathway. The record is from RefSeq and is a predicted model, not a curated record. NCBI's taxonomy places the organism in Eukaryota, Fungi, Ascomycota, Eurotiomycetes, Eurotiales, Aspergillaceae. Gene Ontology annotation, cellular component: ESCRT II complex. The transcript has 2 exons. The coding region runs from base 32 to 820 and encodes 262 amino acids.